UUUUCCUAAGUAAAUAGCUUCUUGGCCUUUUUUCCCCUCAUAUUUAUUUUUCCUGCGUUAACCUCUUCGCACGAAGCUUCAAAGCAAAAGAUGAAAACGUAAAACGCAGCGUCACAGACCCACAUAUUCUACACACAGACUCUAACGAACAAGAUCGAAGAAACCCUAAAAUUUCGAGAUUGAAUUUGAAUCUUCUCAAAACCCUAAUUUUACCGCAGAUUCUGUUCCUUCAACCAGAUCUCGAAAUCAUGGAGAAAGAGUUCAAAAUCCCACCGGUAUCUUUUGCAUCCGCCGGAAACCCAUCUAUCGGCGACCCAAAUAACCAACAACGCCGCGUACCAAGACCGCCGUUUCAACCUAACUCCGGAAUCCCUUUCAUGUCAUUCGACAUUGGUUCCGCCGCCGUUUCCACCUCCUCCGGUCCUAUAUACUCCGGCCCCGGCAUCGGUGGUGGUUCCGUCAACUUUGACGACGAGGAGCCUCUUCUCGACGAACUCGGUAUUCACCCAGAUCAAAUCUGGAGCAAAAUCAGAUCGGUUCUUAACCCGUUUCGUGUGAACCACACUGUGCACAAAGACGCUGAUCUAUCCGGUCCUAUUCUUCUCUACAUGGCCUUUUGCCUAUUCCAAUUACUCGCCGGAAAAAUUCAAUUUGGUGUGAUAUUAGGUUGGAUCGUGGUUUCUUCGAUCUUGUUAUACGUUGUUUUCAACAUGCUGGCUGGUCGAACCGGGAAUUUGGAUCUGCAUACCUGCACCAGCGUUGUCGGUUACUCUAUGUUGCCGGUGGUGAUUUUCUCUGCACUGUCGCUUUUUCUUCCACAGGGAGGUUUCCUUGGAAUCUCGAUCGCUGCAGUUUUCGUUUUAUGGGCCACUAGGGCUUCCACGGGUCUGGUGGUUUCUCUCACUGAUGGCGGCGAUGAACAUCGUGGGUUGAUAGCGUACGCUUGUUUCUUGAUUUACACUCUGUUUUCGUUGCUUGUUAUAUUCUAGAGAGUGUUUAAGAGCUGAAAUUGGUUGGAUGAAAGUGCUUAUAUUUUUGGAUUUAGUGAACAUUUAUUUUCUUCUCACCCUGCAUUAUGAACCUUGUGACAUUCUAUUUCAGUCAUAUGAUGAUAUAGAAAAUGAAAUUAUUGCA
Messenger RNA from Lathyrus oleraceus (garden pea), 1134 nucleotides. RefSeq lists its product as uncharacterized. The transcript has a single exon. Bases 249 to 989 code for a protein of 246 amino acids. Gene Ontology annotation, biological process: vesicle fusion with Golgi apparatus; endoplasmic reticulum to Golgi vesicle-mediated transport. The record is from RefSeq and is a predicted model, not a curated record. NCBI's taxonomy places the organism in Eukaryota, Viridiplantae, Streptophyta, Magnoliopsida, Fabales, Fabaceae. Gene Ontology annotation, cellular component: trans-Golgi network; membrane.